Colletotrichum tamarilloi is the source of this 174-nucleotide messenger RNA. RefSeq lists its product as uncharacterized. The transcript has a single exon. The record is from RefSeq and is a predicted model, not a curated record. Lineage: Eukaryota; Fungi; Ascomycota; Sordariomycetes; Glomerellales; Glomerellaceae. The coding region runs from base 1 to 174 and encodes 57 amino acids.
AUGCUCACGUCCAUCGACAUCCACAUCCUCAUCAGGCUUGACCAGAUGAUCUUCUUGAGCACCAAUCACCCCAACAGAAAGGCUCUGAUUGGUACAGUACUUAUUUGUGGUGUUUUUGAAAAUGCUGCUAUUCUACUGCUUUUCUUCUGUUCCCUGCCACCCCAAUCGAGGUAA